Messenger RNA from Funneliformis geosporum, 585 nucleotides. Lineage: Eukaryota; Fungi; Glomeromycota; Glomeromycetes; Glomerales; Glomeraceae. The record is from the annotation of a GenBank genome assembly.
AUGGCAACAAGUUCUAAUUCUGAAAUAGAAAAUGGUGUGCUCGAUGAAUCAAUUAUCGAGGACAUGGGAGUAAUAACCCAAGAAUUCGACAAUAUCGAACUUGAAAUCGCGAAACAACACGUUAAAGCAUUAAAACCUAUUUAUGAAAAAAGGAGGAAUGUUUUAAAACGAAUCCCAAAAUUUUGGUCACAAGUAGUAGGUAUUACACUUAUGAAACAGGUUCUUAUCGGACAAUAUUUGGAUAACGAUGAUUAUUCGGUGGUGCAAUACAUCAAUGACGUGACUAUUGAAAUGGAUGAAAAUACGUCAGAAAAUUUCAAAAUUAUCUUGAGUUUUUCGGAUAAUGAAUAUUUCAAGAACAAAGAACUCAUAAAGGAAUUUAUUGUCGAUGCGGAUGGACAACGAAUGAUAAAAAGUACAACCAUUGAGUGGUUUGAAGGAAGGGACUAUACAAAGAAACACAAAAUUGAUGAGGAUGAUGACCUAAGCUUUAUCAAAUGGUUUUCAGAAGAAAGUACUGACGAGAGUUCUUGGGAUUUGGGUAGAAUUUUUAAAGAUGACUUAUAUCCUCAAGCCUGGACGUAA